AUGAAUUGGUCCAGUGUUACUCCGUUCUUUGGGUUUCAUCAUGUACUGAUGAUUUUAUGUAUAUUGGCCAUGGUGUUCUGGUCCGUGCUUGUGGCUGGAUGCACCUCCUCCAAUGGACUGAGCAAUGUCUAUCUCAUCUCCCUAUCGUACAAAGGCGCUGGCGUAACGGCUACCAACAGCUCGUUGCAAGUCAAUCACGAUGCCGGAAAUUGCUUUAUCGAUGGGAUCACAGGCAGCUCCAAGACAAUCCGGCAGAUAAAUAUUGGGUUCAUGGCCUUGUGCGUCCAGCUCAACUCUGGAAUUUGGCUUUGCGGGAGCAGUGCUCAAGACAUCGCCCAGAAUCUGAAGGACCAGGAAUCCGUCGACGCUGAUCCAUUUAAUCUUGUCUGGAUAGCGGAGAAGUUCAGGACGAAUAUUAUAUUCUACGGCUUUCUGAUUGCAGUAGUUGUCAUGAUUUUCUUCCAGUUCCUCCUCUUGGCAACAUUUCCCGGCUGGCAUGAAGACGACGUCAGCAGUGGAUCGGUUGACAGAAUGGUAAAACCGUUCCCCAGCCGUAAAGUAACCGUACCCUGCCUUGCGCUGGCGUACAUCGCUUUGCUUCUCUCUUUCGUAACUGUUUUAUGGCAGCACAUAGGAGGUGCUGCGGCAUCGAAGUUGCUGGAACUGCUUUCCUACGGCAUCAUUCAGGCUGAGGUGGGAGCAACUGCAAUGGUGCUGGGAUGGGUUGGCGUGGCAUUCACUGCGAUUGUGGCCCUCGGCAUACACACCAUCAAGGUAUCAACCAAUUCAAUUACAUCUACUAAACUUUCUAGUGUAAUUAAAUAG
This is a messenger RNA of Diaporthe amygdali, 825 nucleotides long. RefSeq lists its product as uncharacterized. NCBI's taxonomy places the organism in Eukaryota, Fungi, Ascomycota, Sordariomycetes, Diaporthales, Diaporthaceae. Gene Ontology annotation, biological process: conjugation with cellular fusion. Gene Ontology annotation, cellular component: mating projection tip; membrane. Bases 1 to 825 code for a protein of 274 amino acids. The record is from RefSeq and is a predicted model, not a curated record. The transcript is spliced from 3 exons.